AUGUGCCUCGCUAGCACGGAUGUUUGUGUAGGGGUCAUAUUGCAGCCUCUAUACAUAAGCUAUUUUAUGUCACCAGAUAACUCUAUUCCGUGUUAUUACAUUGGAGAUGUGUCUUACAUGCUAACUUUCAUAUUUUGCGGUGUAUCCUUGCAAACAUCGACUGCAAUAAGUGUGGACAGACUUCUUGCCCUCUUACUGGGCUUAAGAUAUAGGCAUACCAUAACCUUGAAGCGAGUGUGGAUCUUCGUAAUUGCAGCCUGGUUUACAAGCAUUUCGAAUGCAAUAUUAUACUAUUACCAGGAGGCUGUUCCCAUGUACCUCGCUUGUAUAGUAAUGUUAUCGAGCAUAACAACAUCAGCAUUCUGUUACGUGAAAAUCUAUCGUGUCCUUCUUCAUCACCAAACACAGAUACAAGAACAUCCUCUUAAAGAAGUACCAAACCGAGGAAGCCGUCUGCUGAACAUUGCACGAUACAAGAAAACAGUUUCCAGUGCAGUGUGGAUCCAAGCCGCCAUACUGAUUUGCUAUCUGCCGUUUGUUAUAAUGACGACAAUAUAUACUAUCAGUGAGGAAUAUACGCCAAUCAUCGCCUUUCUUUCGGAUUUGACAGUAUCUUUCGUGCAGUUAAAUUCGUCUUUGAAUCCAGUCCUUUAUUGUUGGAAAAUAAGGGACGUACGACGAUCAGCCAAGAUUUCAAUCAGACGUUUAUUCGUCGCAUGUUGUUAGCGGAGUCGAACGAAAAACUCUCAACCUGAUUCGCACAACAUGUGGGAAACAAUGAAAAACAAAAAAAUAUUAAACUUGCAACAGCAAGGUUCAUAAAAAAUUGAUAUCUUGGCUGGAAGUUGUUGGAUGGAUCAAAGUUUUGUUCGACCGUAGGGAGCUACAACUCGCUCAACGUUCAUGGAAAUUUUGAAAGUUUGAUUUCAUUUCAUCAGCGUAAUACAACUUUAAACAUAUUGUGGCGGAAAAGCCCAAGAGAGACAGUAAAGGAAAAUAAACUCCAUUAUAAUUUAUGUUGGUAGAUACUUUUACAAAUCAUAAUCAGGCAAUUCACGUUUAUGGAAAGCAAAAAUUAAAAGAACUGCGUUUGAUGUAGGAUCGAAAUAGACUAUAGUUUUAAAAAAAAUUAUUAAGGCAUAAUAAAUAAUGAAUGACGGAACUUGUAAAUAGAACUGAGAUAAUACAUAUACUGCAUAAACAUGUUAUAUCUUAUAUGUGAACUUGAAAUUUAUUUUAUUUAUUAAUUUAUUACUUUUAUUGCCCUUUGCAUUAUUCUCAUUGAGUGCUACGGAAAGAAAUGUGUGGUUCAUCAAGCAGAGGCUGACAAUAAAUCUUGUCUCGCUUGGAAAAUUUUUUUUACCUCAGUGCAAACGACUAUUAGGUAGCAAACAAAUGUUCUCGUCCCAGUAUGGGGUGAUGUUUUCUAAGGUAUGUGGCUUCGUGGAUACUCUGAGGAAGGGUAGUCCCACCAUAAAUGCGGAGCAGAGGGGUGAAGGGCUACAACCCUCCCAAACGUGCAUUUGAGGUGAGUGCAGUCCCCCCCCCCCCUUAACCCAUGUUUCACUGCGAAAAAUAUUCUCUCUGAAUUGACCCCCCUGGUGCUGGAAAAACUGGCCGCUAAGGGGAGGUGAUGGCUUCAGAGAAAAAUAAAUUUCAAAAACACAUUCGAAGGCAGCACAUUGAUCCACUAAUCUUUGUUGAUACCUGCCACUCGUUUUGUAAAAUGUGUUGCGAGUUUAAAACAUGAAACAUACUUGAAAAUAAAAAAAAUUUUGCUUAAAGACAGCCAUUUACUCUUGCAGCUUUUAUUUUCACCACACAUUCAGUCGUAACUUCCAUUUGACCCUCCUCAUUGCGGCGAGCUCCCCACUCAUAAAGACCUCAAAUUAAUGGGUUCUAAGUGAACGGUUCUAUCUAAAAAGCAGCCCCAAGAUAUAAGAUAUUGGCUUUGAAAUAAGGUUGAGUCCAUUCCUAGCUUUGAAAUUGCAUGACAGCCACCCCGUAAGAUGUCAAGAGAAAAAAUUACUCAACAAAGUAAUUACAUCCGACCAACACCAAAUGAAGAAUUACACAAAAAACUUACAGGACCUUCACUGAAUAAUAAAAUGACAGAAUUUAAAAAAGGCUCAUUCUGAAGUUAACUCCAUUUUUCUGCAAAAACACAUUAUCACCAAUCGAGCAUUACGUAAUUUUGUACUAUCAUAAAUAACAUAUCAUCCUUACCAAUUCUCUCAUGAGAAUCUUUCACCGGCGCAACGAAGAACGUCUUAAAAGAGCUUUACUCGUCAUCCACUUAUGUUCAAUGAAAGUAGAGAUAGGUGAAAAACUAUUAUCGUCGGCUCCAAUGCUCAACUUUACUGAAAAAGAUAUCCUCGGGACAAUGCCAGAGCCAUUCUGUGUCCAUGGGAUUAACAGACUAACUUAAAAGAUAUUGUUUUCCGUUGAAAAUAUUCCACUGUCACUAAGAGCAGUUUCUGCAAAAACACAUUAUCGCCAAUCGAGUAUUACGUAAUUUUGUGCCAUCAUAAAUAAAAUAUCAUCCUCACGAAUUCUCUGUCAUGUUGGGAAAUCUAUUUUUCCACCCAAACUGCGUCGCUUACCGCCACUUAUUCUCCCGGAAUAUAAUGUUUCUCCGAAUCCUUUGACAGGGAGAAAGAUACUAAGAAAUGCCGAUGUCAUAAACUGAGAAGAAACUCAGUCAUAAACGAAACGAAGAGCAUAUUUUUCCAAGUAUAUAGUUACCGCUCUCUUAACAGAUAAGGAGCGCCGGAAGAUGACACUUUCAACUUAGUAUUUGUGCACUUUUAUUUUUGCAAACUCUCUGCGUUAUCCUUUCCUUUAGAAGAAGCCAAUCGACUUUUCUUCUAAAAUCACUGAAAAGCUGCUUGAAAAUGUAAAAACUGAAGAAAUUAAGGUUUUCAUUUAGUCUCAUAAUUAACGAGAGAGCGGAUGAUCACGCUUGGGAAUUGGGAUAGUUUUCACCUUCCGCUCAGAUAAAACAAUUUAAUAAAUGAAAAUAAUAACUAAUGAACACUUAUUCAAAAUUGGAGUACUUCCUAGCGAAAUUUUCAUUGGCAACAACGGAAUGACGUCAUAAUUUCCGGAUAUAAAGUGAGAGGUAAUAUUACCUGUCGGAGUAAGAACAAAUACUGCUCUUUACCCGACGGAUGUCUAUUUACCAAAUUGACAGGUGAGAUUAAUGCUUAACAAAAAAAAAAAGAGAGAACUUGUAUUAUGCACGAGAACAUCUUCAACAAGCAUAUCACAAAUCAUCUAUCUCAAGUUUAUGUUCUGAAGAUCCGAAAAUGUCAGAGAAAAUGAAUGAGGGUAUGCUUUAUUCAAGGAAAUAUUUUUAAGUUUUCCUCGCAACAAUUUGAUAAAAACCUAGUUAACAAUGGAAGAGUUGCCCCAGAUGAAAAAAAUUGUGAUGAACCCGAUUACUAUGUGAACAUUUUUAGUAAGUACUUGACAUGUUCUAUAUUAUGUCGAUAGGCUUCCUCUCCCUCUUCAGCGUGUAUACAUUGCAGGAUAAGAAUGGGAUAUAACACAAUCACUGCUCUUUAGCUACUUAGUUCUUUUUUGAAUAAAUUACAAGAAAAGCGAAAUUUAUUAACGAAGCUUAUGUUUCGUCAAGUUCUUUUCAGGACAGAAAUACGUGUAUCUAAUUUUGAACUGGUUUGAAACAGUAAACAAUGAGAAAACGAGUUUAAACGUUUUUUUUUUUUACGUCGUUUGAUACCGAAAGAAAUUGGCAGAAGUUUUAGGAUUUGGAAUCUAAUAUUCAAACAUUUGUUUGGGAGCAGCUGUUAAAUGCUCUAAAGGCUUGGUUACAUUCUUAAAUAAAAGUUACAUAAUAUCCCUGGUUUUUUUCUUAUCAGCACAUAAGUCUUGAUAUUUCCAUGAGAAUCUUUCACCGGCGCAACGAAGAACGUCUUAAUAGAGCUUUACUCGUCAUCUACUUGUGUUAAAUGAAAGUAGAGAUAGGUGAAAGACCAUUAUCGUCGGCUCCAAUGCUCAACUUUACUGAAGAAGAUGUCCUCGGGACAAUGCCGGAGCCACUCUGUACCCAUGGGAUUAACAGACUAGAUCAAAAGAUAUUGUUUUCCGUUGUAAAUGUUCCACUGUCACUAAGUGCAGUUUUGGGAAAUGCUCUGGUUAUGAUUGCUCUUUAUGAAGUGACCACCCUUCGUCCUCCAUAUAAACUACUGCUGAGCUGUCUGGCGAGCACGGACCUGUGUGUGGGUCUCACGACUCAACCAUUAUUCACUGUCCUGCUGUGGACCCAGGAACACUCAACUCCGUGUUUUGUGCUAAAGCUCAUCGCUCACAUCAUGGCAACAAUCUUUGGAGGGGUGUCGCUGGCCACACUCAGUGCGAUCAGCAUAGACCGACUCGUAGCUCUUCUGUUGGGUGUGCGAUACAGGCAAGUUGUAACUUUGAGAAAAGUGCAGAUCUGUGUUACCUCAUUUUGGUUCUUGGGUGUUGCAAUUGCUAUUUUGUACUUUUACCAUUUCCUUCUCCCUCUGGUCAUCACUGCUAUAUUAAUGCUGCUUUUCAUAGUAUCAUCAACGUUCUGUUACUCAAAAAUUUAUUGCACUCUAAGCAAAGUGAAAAGUGAUAUCUACCCGGGAGAACCGAGGAGAAUUUCAGUCCGUUGCCCACAGUUUACGGGGCGAUACAGAAAAACAGUAUCAAGCACAUUAUGUAUCCAAGUUUCAUUGGUAUUGUGUUAUCUUCCAUACGGAACGCUCGUUAUCGUUUUUGCAAUCACUGGAAUACAGUCGCCAUCUUUGAACUUUGCAUGGGCCGUCGCCGUAACUUUGGUUUUCUUUAACUCAACUUUAAAUCCAUUUCUUUAUUGUUGGAAAAAUAGAGAAGUGAAACAAGCAGUGAAGGAAAAGAUUAGCCAUAUGUGUUUCUUCACACGCUAAGUGUCGGGCAAAACCAUCGAAAGCAAAUAUUUUCAGCCUAUAUUUCAGGCCCCCAUUCAAACCAGCUUAAAGCUGAACUGGGCCAUAAACCUCGCUUGUAAAUAGAUGAAUAGCUUGAUACAAAAAGCAUGAUAAAAGUUUCCAAACGUUCAAGGCUUUUUUCUGAAAGUAGCGUUCUAAUUUAAUCUUUCCUUUACUUUGGCAAAGUGUAGGCCUUCUGUCUGCAAAGAAUCUUACUGAUGCAACUUUGAAUUUCAUCCACCGCAACCCCUUCCUCCCGAAAAAAAAAUCACUAAUUUAAAAUUGCAGAAAAGUAUAUCUUUUAGCGCUGCUCUUGUCUUAGAACGUCAAAUGGACACCAACAUGGGUGUCGUCCAUUAAGAGCAUUUUUAUAUUAGUAUUCAUGCAGCAAGCAACAACAUUAAAGAUUCGCUUUGAAAUAAACCGCAUCCACUUCAAUCAUAGCUCUGACCUGAAUUUUCUGAAAAUAGAUCAUUAUGACAAUAAAGCUGAACUACUUAGUCAGUUGAAGUAUUGAAUCUUUUAAGAUUCAACGUUUUAAAAAAAGGUUGAGUGUUAUUUAACAAAUUACAACAAAUUGCAUGUUGUAAUAUCGUGAUAGCUAAAACAUUUGUGGCCAUCUGUCGGUGGCAAACUAUUUCUUUUAAUUGGUGAACAUGGCUCUCUAUCACUUUAUCCGAUUUACCUCUAAAUCUCUAUAUUGACCCCAGAGCUCUGAAAAGAGUGACUUAAAACCGGAACUAACCACAUGGAAAUGAUAUGACACUAUGUUCAAACGAAUAAGUGAUAAUAAUGACCGAAAAAAACAUGGAUUUGUUUUGCACAUUGAUGCUCCAGGAAAAAGCUGUAAAAUCUGAAAAAAAAAUGAUCAGCUUUCAAUUUUUAAUUGUUAUAUGUAUUGGGUGAGGAAUUUUCACGAUAUUUCUUAAUUACAAAGAUUCCUCGCCAUGGCAUGAUAACUGCGUGAAUUGUAUAUGUUGCAUCCUUUCUCGAUGUUUUCAUUUCUCUUUACUAUUGCCAUUAUGGUUAUGAUUGUUAUUUUUUUAUAGUUGAGGAUAUAUUUUUUUAAAGCUAAUCUAAGUCCAGAAGUGUUAAGAAACAAACUACAAAAAGGAGUUCACGAUUAAGAGUUUUCUUUCAGUUUUAAGACUGAAACAGCAGUGAUUUUACAGCCUUUAGCUUUAAAAAUCAACUUGCAAUUAGGUAGGUUUUCAACGGUUUGACGAGGACAUUCCACAUCCAUAUACGUCUACCCUUUCUGUCCUGUGAACUCCAAUCGUAUGUUAAGGUUCUGAUCUCUUCGUUUGCACAGGUGGCGAUCAAUUUGAAAGCUUCAGUCACGUGGAGUGUUUGAAAAGUGGCCAAAAAAAACACACACACACAUUAGAAACUUUGAACAACAAUUCUCCAGGAGAGGUAGCAAGGAGAAGAAAUAUGAUGUUAGCAAACGAAAAGAAAAGAGAAAUGUUGUACUAUAAAACGCAGACCACUGCGCUCAUUUAAGGAAUAGAAGGGGUUCGAUACACAAACUAUUGGUUUUUUGCUUUUGUUUUUUUUGUUUUUUGUUUUUUUUUCAGUUGCGGUGUUUACCUUUGUCAUGUGGUUGAGACAUUUAUUUACUCAGCCAGCCUCUCCAGCUCUUGAUUUCAAUUCGGGAUAAACCUAAUAGGUGUUCUGAGACUUAAGUUUUCAACAGUGAAGUUUAUAACGUAGAUCAAUCCAUCGGCAAAUCCGUCAUGGCUGUUUCAUUCAAGAGAAAGUUGCGAAUACCUUCGUCGCGAUUUAAAUGUAGGUUGUCUUUAGAAAACAAGGGUACUAAACCCUCCUGGCUGUCAUCACUGGUACGAAUUUGUAACUUAUUUACUGACUACACAAAUUUCAGUCAAAGUGCUCAAGAUCAGUCGUAUUGGUAAAGACAAGCUGCAUAGUCAUGUUGGUUUUGGAUAACAACUAUCAAUUUGUAAAAUAUAACACCAAAGUGUAUUUUUCAUACCUCUGAGGUAAUAAAUAUCUGUUGCAGCUUUUUUCAAUGUACAAAAAAAGAUUCAUCAAUUCAUCAGCAAAAUCAGAGAUAGAUUUGAACAUUCAACAUUGUCAAACAUUAUUUCCUGUAUGUCAUGCACGAUAAGAGGUUAGAUAUUACCUAGCAUUAUAACAAAACAAUAUAAUUAAACAGAGCGAAUGCUAUGCGUGUUCUCUGCCUCACUGAGAUUCAUUUGAGACGCUCCAAUCCUUCUCACUUUAAAGAAAUCUCCCAAGAUAAUUUAAGAGAGGAAAGGUGGUACGUUGAAAUACGAAAUUUUUAUAGAAAGAAUUAAAAUGAUGACAACAAUUAUGUUGAUUGAUCUGAUAAUAAUAAUAAAAAAGGAACUUAACCUAGUGGAUGAUACUACUUAACCCUUUUCAACAUAUUACUUAGUAUAUUUGACGGACAAGAGCUUUUCAGUUAUUUCGAACCCAGAUUCUUUUCACUUGGUGAUAAAAAUUUCUUUAUUUGGAUUAACAAGGAAAGUAAAUGACAAUCCUAAGAGAAAAACAGACGUUAUUUUUCAGGAUUUUCAUCAGGUUCUCCUUGGUGUACUUUCGAAAGUGGCAAAGCGAGUAUAUGAACCAGAAGUAAAUCGAUCGGACUGGACACAUAUUCCUACCUUGCGACCUAGCUACAUGACUUUUCUUCAAGGAUAAUUCUUACGCUAAAAAUCUUUGCUUUUACUUUCCUUUAAAAUCUAUAUGACAAAAUAACUACACUUACGUGUGCUGCGGUCAGACUUUCAGGAACCAUUCGAGUUGACCAUCCUUGCUUGCAUCCAAUAGAAUCAUAAUAACCAACUAUGAAAUAAAAGGAAAAAAAUCUUAAGACCAACACGGAAGCUUUCGAUAUGAUCGGAUAAUUUUGUUUCAAUUUCUAUGGCAUAAAAAGCAACAGACAGUGACGGAUUAGUGCGCUCACCCUUUAAAUGCACCUAUGGAUGAAGAUGAAAGAAUAAAUUGGCGACAUUGAGUUAAUCACAUUUAGUGUGUUAGAAGAACGUGAGCCCUUCAGAAAAUGAAACUAAACAAAACUUUCCAGAGACCGGGAGAAGUAGGAAAAGGGAAGGGGUUGUCUUAAACAUAUACAAUCUUUAAUCUCUUAAUUGUUUUCUAUCUUUAUGUCGUCAAGAGUUACAGACAGCGACAGGCGGGUGCGUUGGGUGCGUUUAACACUUUCACUUCAAUGUCGGUGAAAAUGGUGGAUAGAGAUCCACCUUUUCGGUGAGGAUUGUUCAUCACCUCAUCCCUUACUCGAGUAAUGAUAUUUUGGCAGGUCUCGUUGCUUAAUAUAAUUUUUCUUUUCGACGAUUCACAGCAGAACACCUAUUGUGCGAGGAAACGACCUAAAAUAAAAGCGAAAAUUUGCACGUUUCAAAUAGUUUUCAAAACCAUCUUUUAGGAGUAGGUUAUAAUUAAACGUAAAGUCUUGUUACACAAUAUUUCGGACGAUCAACUUUAAAGCCAAACAGCUGCAAGGAAACUCGUACUCUACUAAGGAAUAAAACAAUUUAAAAUAGAGGAAUCAAACAAACGAAACGACAUAUUAAUUAAAGCAAUAGUCAACUGGUGCCUAAAGUUUGUUUAUGAAAGCGUUAUUCUUCAUUUGUUUGAUAAAUGUAGAUAAUGAAAUUUCAGUUGUGUCUCACAUUUAGCACGAUGAUUGAAAACGCAUCUAUCGGCGUUCCAUGCGUUAAUUCGUGUGAGCUUCAAGUCAAAACAUGAUUUUUUUACUUAUCAUUCUGAAAAGUUACAACUUUUUUUCAGAGCUGAUGGAUUUUUUUAUACCAAUCGGGAUUUCUUCCUCUUCCUUCUUUUCUUACACGGAAUGAUAUUGUUUCGAUUAUCAAUUCACAUUUGACUAAAUACCUGAUAAGUGUUCAUAAAGUUGAUUGUUGUCAUCAGUUCAACUUGAAACUUUAAUCAGUUUGCUGCAAAUCAUAAUGACAUUUUCUGCAGAUUUUUUUUUUGUAUUUUUGUUGUAGAUAUUUAUCUACAAACGGAGCGUGGGAAAGAUACACAUCAGUCCAAAGCAAAUUAAAAUAAGUUCGAAAGCUCAUUUAAUACCGGAGGACAGAUUUGGCAACCUUGGAAAAAUCAAACUUUUUCUUGAAUGAAUCGCUUCAAUAGAAUUACUGACUAUAUUUAACCAGAAAAUAUACGGUACUUUGAAAGGCAGACUCUAUAAACCAGAUAAUAACUUUUUCGAGUUUUCUUAAUUGCUGCACGUUAUUGAUUCCUAGUCGUGUGCCACUUUCAAGAUCCAGAAGUCGAGUAUUGAUAUACAUUUCCGAUUGCAAAAAAAAUUGAUAAAAAGGAAGAGAUGUUUAAUAUUCGAGUUAAAUUCACCCUGAUUAUUUAAGAUAGAGCUCCACUGCUACACAGAGGUCUGUAGCAGGACUGAAACAAGCGUACCAAGUUGUUGCGGUUGGCACAGGAAACAUCCAGCUUUAUGGAACUUCAGUAACAACUAGAAACUAAUGGUCGUUUGUUAAUGUUACGGCUAAGCUACUAGGAACUGUGAGUGAUUCAGUGGUGAGUGCGAUUUUUCCCUAAAUUUUUUUUACCUAAAUUUUUUGCUAACAAGCAACGGUUGAAGAAGUGACAAUUGGUGUGAUCUCUUCACUCAUAGCUUCAGUCCCGUUUAAUUUACAGUGUGGUCGCUUUCAUGUUGGAUGCAUAAGUGUUGAGUUUGUAACUCAUGAUUUUCAACUUGACCAUAGGCGGCCCAAGCUCCAGCUGUGACAUGAUCAUCUUGCGCAAUAACAGUCAUGGCGGAAUUAUAAGAGUUUGUAUGGGCAUAUUUACGACCGCCCUCAGGAAUAAACAAAAUACGUCAAAUUCUCAAAAAAAAAAAACCUCACCUUACUUCCACAGUGUAUCAUUUGUUAUCUGACCGCUUACUUUGAUGAAAAGAGCCCAUUUUAGCGAGUUGUUCAUUUCGAGGUUUUCAACGUUCAUAAGAAAAGCCUUUUGAAAACGUCGAAAUGGACAACUCGCUAAAAUGCGUCCUUUUCAUCAAAGUAAGCGGUCAGAUAACAAGCGUUACGCUGUAGAAGUAAGGUGAGGUAUUUUUUUUGAGAAUUUGACGUAUUAUUUUAUUCCUUAGGGCGGCCGUAAAUAUUCCCAUACAAACUCUUAUAAUUCCGCCAUGACUGUUAUUGCGCAAGAUGAUCAUCUCACAGCUGGAGCUUGGGCCGCCUGUGACUUGACAAGACCGCUCGAGCAUUUUGAAAGUGAUUUAUUAUAUUUUGGUGAACCAUGGCGUCAAAUCUUAGAUUUAAAAUUUAGGACCCCAAAUCCAAUCAUUCUUUGCUUUAAUUUUCAAUAAAAAUAAUCUAUGUUUUCUAUUUCAUUAGGCCGUUCACAAUUCCAAAAGCGUUUAAUGUUCACAUUAGGUAUAUAAAACGGCCAUCGAAUGUUUCUCUUUAAAUUUGAAAUUAGACAAUUUUCUUUAUUACACAUUUUAGAGAACUAUCAUGUUUCGCUUUUUUUCUCUUCUGAUUGUUAAUUAUCAGGACAAGUCAAAUACUCGCCCAAACUCCGGCGGCGCCCAUCUGGAACAUUCAGAACACCGCACUCAACUGAUACAAGCUCAGCAUUGACAACCUUAACUAACUAUAACUUUAGAUAGCAGUUAACACUUUGGCUUAAGCCACAAUGCAAAACUUAACCUCAGUAUCACUGAAGUUAAGGUUAUUCAAGGAAGAAGAGAAGGUAUUCCUUGCAAUUUGGAAUAUUCUUACUUGUAUCACGGCCGUUUGUGGGAAUACUUUCAUAAUUGCAUCCAUUCGCAGAGUCUCCUCUCUUCAUCUGCCAUCGAAGGUUUUACUGGUAUGCCUUGCCUUGACUGAUCUCUGCGUCGGUGUCAUUACACAGCCAUUGUAUGUGGCGCGCAUAUUGUUUCCGGAAUGCCACUCAAUUGGUCUUUAUCUUCUAAUAGGUUACAACACCACCGGCUUCCUUUUUUCAGGAGUGUCAAUGCUAACAAUCACCGCCAUUAGUGUGGACAGACUUCUCGCUGUUACCUUAGGCCUAAGAUACAGACAAGUUGUAACUGUACGGCGAACAAGAAUCCUCCUCGUUUCUUUCUGGACCAUAAGCAUGGCAUUCGGAAUGAUGUUCUUCCAUUAUUUCGAUGUCACAUCAUAUCUCACUGUUGUUAUUAUUUUAUUGUGUAUUCUAAUCUCAACUUUCUGUUACGUGAAAAUAUGCUAUGCUCUUCGUCAUCACCAGGUUACAGUACAACCACCCGCUCACCAAGGAGAAAAAAGAAGACAAAGAGUUAACCAACUGAAUGUGAUGCGGUUCAGAAAGACAGUAGUUAGUGCUUUGUGGGUGCAAGCGACUUUCCUAAUGUGUUUCCUGCCGUUAACAAUCAUAAUGAUUCUUGUCAUCUCAAGUUUUCGAACUGCAACGGUUUUUUUCAUUCGGGAUUUGGCAAUAUCUCUCCUCUUUUUUAACUCGAGCCUAAAUCCGUUUAUCUAUUGCUGGAAGAUUAAGCAUAUGAGGCAAGCUGUAGGAGGCACAGUGAAACGAUGCCUUUGUUUUCUGCAAGGGUAA
Pocillopora meandrina is the source of this 11546-nucleotide messenger RNA. The record is from the annotation of a GenBank genome assembly. Lineage: Eukaryota; Metazoa; Cnidaria; Anthozoa; Scleractinia; Pocilloporidae.